AUAGCGAUUCGUAGAGCGGGGGGAGCGAAGGCACAGGGACAUUCGGCAUCAAAGGAAGGAAGCAGCAGCUGUGGUGGUGGUAGUGGUGGUGGUGUUUUUUUGGCAAAUCACUACUGGUGGUUGGUGUGAAUAAGGGGAAGUUUGAAGAUGAGCCCGCGCAGCAGGAGCAGGAGUCCACGGGAUCGUAGGAUCCGCACUGAGCGCUUUUCCUACCGUGAUGCACCUUACAAAAAGGAACGUCGGGGUUUCAGCCAAGGAAAUCUGUGCAAAAACUGCAAGCGGCCGGGUCAUUAUGCAAGAGAAUGCCCUAAUGCAGCUGUUUGCAACAACUGCGGUCUCCCUGGGCACAUUGCAUCCGAGUGUACCACCAAGUCAUUAUGCUGGAACUGUCGGGAGCCAGGCCACAUGGCCAGCGACUGUACUAAUGAGGGCAUUUGCCAUACGUGCGGCAAGGCUGGCCAUCGUGCCAAAGAUUGCACAGCUACUCCGCUGCCACCAGGGGACAUGAGGUUGUGCAACAAUUGCUAUAAGCAAGGUCAUAUUGCUGCAGAUUGUACAAAUGACAAGGCAUGCAACAACUGCAGGAAGACGGGCCACCUGGCACGUGAUUGCCAAAAUGAACCCAUCUGCAACUUGUGCAACAUUUCUGGGCAUAUGGCUAGGCAAUGCCCAAAGGCUGAAGUUCUAGGAGACAGGGUUGCUGGGGGUCGCAGCAGCGGUUACCGAGAUGUAGUCUGCCGGAAUUGUCAUCAGGUGGGUCACAUGAGCAGGGAUUGCAUGGGCCAAUUGAUGAUCUGCCACAACUGUGGUGGCCGAGGGCACUUGGCAUUUGAGUGCCCUUCUGCUCGAUUUAUGGACCGUGGACCUCGACGUUACUGAUGGGGAAAGCUCACUAGUCUGUGUUGAGGAUUUGCAAAUUGAGAAAUUACUUUCUUGUUGAUCUCCUCUAUGAAUUGGAAAGCUGAAGGAUUGUGGCAUUGGCUAGGUUUUCC
Telopea speciosissima is the source of this 992-nucleotide messenger RNA. RefSeq names its product zinc finger protein GIS2-like. The transcript is spliced from 4 exons. Gene Ontology annotation, molecular function: nucleic acid binding; zinc ion binding. Lineage: Eukaryota; Viridiplantae; Streptophyta; Magnoliopsida; Proteales; Proteaceae. Bases 148 to 879 code for a protein of 243 amino acids. The record is from RefSeq and is a predicted model, not a curated record.